AGGCAGAGAAAAAAAAAACCAUCAGUACUUCCCGUGAGAACUUUUUCUUCUUUUCUUUUCUUUUCUUGGGAAAGGAAUCUUUUCCCCGUCAACAGAACGUUUUCACCGUCGCUCUGUUGGUCGUGAUCUCAUAAAAUCUCUUUUUUCUUAUCUUUUCUUUCUCUCUUUUCUAACGAAUAACGACUUUUUUCUCGGAAAAAAGCGAGUUCACGAUGCCUAUUGUCAACGGUGAUGCUCGUGGACUCCUCUCCACUGAAGGGGAGAUUCAGGACUAUACCAAGGCUUUGGAGGUCCUGAAGGAGUACCCUGACCGUGAUGGAUUGGAUGUCGAUACCCUGCUUGACUCGGACAAGCACGGUGCUUUGACCUACAAUGACUUCUUGAUCCUGCCGGGCUACAUUGGUUUCCCUGCCUCUGAUGUCACCCUGGACACCCCGGUUACGAAGCGCAUCUCUCUGAAGGCGCCGCUUCUCUCCUCCCCCAUGGAUACUGUCACCGAGCACAACAUGGCCAUUCACAUGGCACUCCUGGGCGGUCUCGGUGUCAUCCACCACAACUGCUCUCCUGAGGACCAGGCCGAGAUGGUCCGCAAGGUGAAGCGUUAUGAGAACGGCUUCAUUUCCGAGCCUGUUGUGCUUUCUCCCAAGACCACCGUCAAGGAAGCUAAGGAGCUCAAGGCCAAGUGGGGAUUUGGCGGAUUCCCUGUCACUGAAACCGGUGAGCUCCGCUCCAAGCUUAUUGGUAUUGUCACCACUCGUGACAUCCAGUUCCACGAUGAUCUCAACCAGCCGGUUACGGCUGUGAUGUCGACCGACCUGGUAACGGCACCUGCCGGAACCACCCUCCCCGAGGCAAACGAGGUCCUUCGCUCCUCCAAGAAGGGCAAGCUUCCUAUUGUCGACUCUGAGGGUAGACUGGUCUCUCUCCUUUCCCGCUCCGACUUGAUGAAGAACCUCCACUACCCUCUGGCCUCCAAGCUGCCCGACUCUAAGCAGCUCAUCUGUGCUGCCGCCAUUGGUACCCGUGACGCGGACAAGGAGAGACUGAAGCUCUUGGUUGAGGCUGGUCUGGACAUUGUCGUCCUCGACAGCAGCCAGGGCAACAGUAUGUACCAGAUCGAGAUGAUCAAGUACGUCAAGCAGACCUAUCCUGAGAUUGAUGUUAUUGCCGGUAAUGUGGUGACGCGGGAGCAAGCCGCUGCACUGAUUGCCGCCGGUGCCGAUGGCCUGAGAAUUGGCAUGGGUAGCGGAAGUGCUUGUAUCACUCAGGAGGUCAUGGCGGUUGGAAGACCGCAGGCUCUUUCUGUGCGCCGCGUUGCGUCCUUUGCCGCCCGCUUCGGUGUGCCUUGCAUCGCCGACGGUGGUAUCCAGAACGUUGGUCACAUCGUCAAGGGUCUUGCCAUGGGUGCUAGCACCGUCAUGAUGGGCGGUCUCCUUGCCGGUACUACUGAGUCUCCCGGAGAGUACUUUGUCAGCAACGAGGGACAGCUGGUCAAGGCUUACCGUGGUAUGGGCAGUAUCGCUGCUAUGGAGGACUCCAAGGCCGGCAAGGGCGGCAAGGACAGCAAGGCUGCCAAUGCCGGAACUGCCAGAUACUUCUCCGAGAAGGACCGCGUUCUGGUUGCGCAGGGUGUCUCUGGAUCCGUCCUUGACCGUGGCUCUGUCACCAAGUUCGUGCCCUACCUGAUUGCUGGUAUCCAGCACUCUCUGCAGGACAUUGGUGUCAAGAGUCUUAAGGCGCUCCACGACGGCGUCAACAACGGAAGCGUCCGCUUCGAAGUCCGUAGUGGCAGCGCUCAGGCCGAGGGUAAUGUUCACGGCCUGCACAGCUUUGACAAGAAGCUGUACUCUUAGAUUCGAAACAUGAGAUGACACCGUAUGGAAUUUUUACCGUACUCUGAUACCAUUGAUUCUCAUUCGACGACGUGUAGCUACGUCGCAAAAAGAAAAAAACGGGGUUCAGGUUCUGGAGUUUUAUUGAGGAGAGAUUGUGGUUUCCAUGUUCAUGUUAUGCUUGGUUCAAGUUAAGUACUGGACGCCUCGGUCCACGGGCGGCUAAUCCUUCCCCGCAUCCCGGAGCGCAUUCCAGUCGGUAGAUAGUCCGUACCUGAGGUACCUUAACGCAAUUAAAAUGAAUCUUAUGCAGUUCCUA
Paecilomyces variotii is the source of this 2151-nucleotide messenger RNA. RefSeq names its product IMP dehydrogenase/GMP reductase. NCBI's taxonomy places the organism in Eukaryota, Fungi, Ascomycota, Eurotiomycetes, Eurotiales, Thermoascaceae. Gene Ontology annotation, molecular function: IMP dehydrogenase activity. Gene Ontology annotation, cellular component: cytoplasm. The record is from RefSeq and is a predicted model, not a curated record. Bases 213 to 1853 code for a protein of 546 amino acids. Gene Ontology annotation, biological process: GTP biosynthetic process. The transcript is spliced from 3 exons.